Molecule: messenger RNA, 648 nt
Organism: Solanum dulcamara
Lineage: Eukaryota; Viridiplantae; Streptophyta; Magnoliopsida; Solanales; Solanaceae
Product: pollen receptor-like kinase 2
Exons: 3
Coding region: 1-648 (215 amino acids)
Biological process (GO): protein phosphorylation
Molecular function (GO): protein kinase activity
Source: RefSeq, a predicted model, not a curated record
AUGUUGCAGCAGUGGUGUGUUUGCUGUCAAGAGACUGAAGAAACUACAACUCUACAAGUGGGAUUCAAGGAAUUUUCGCAAACGAUGAAAAAGAUAAGGAACUUGAAGCAUCAAAAUGUACUUCCACUUGUUUCUUAUUACUCUAGCAAUGAUGAAAAAAUGCUUAUCUACAAAUAUCAAAACAGUGGAAGUCUACUAACACUUUUCAAAAAUUAUGUUGAGGGGAAAUGGAAUUUCCCAUGGAAACAAAGGCUGUCAAUUGCAGUUGGCAUAGCAAGGGGUUGUGAAAAAAUAUUUGAAAAAAUAUUGUCUACAAUAAAGGAGUUGUGGGAGAAACUUGAAAAAUUGUACCAAAUUAAAAGUAUUUCAAAUAGACUAUAUUUGAAGAAACAAUUUCAUAAAUUGCAAAUGGAUGAAGGUACAACUAUUUCUGAUCAUCUGAGUGUCUUGAAUCAGAUUGUUUCUGAAUUAGAAUCUAUUAGAGUGAAAAUUGAUGAUGGAGAUAAGGCACUUCGAGUCAUCUGGUCUCUUCCAUCUUCCUAUAAGCAAAUGCAACCCAUUUUAAUGUAUAGGAAGGAAAUUGUGAUUUUCUCGGAAGUGACGAGCAAAUUGAUUUCUGAGAAAAAACAGAUUGAAGAAUGGAGAUGA